CUUGGGCAGGGGGAGGGGCCUAGGGGCGGAGACUCGCGGACCCCGGGCAGGUUGGGGUGGGGAUGGAUGGUGGCCGGGAUCCUAUCUGGCUGAGGGGGAUGCUAUCUUGAAGGCGGGGAAGGGUGACUUGUAGGGGCUACGGAGGCAGGAGAGUGCCUGCCAGUUCCACGGGGGAAAUCGUGAUGUCACUUGAGCUGGGCUUCUAAGAAGGUCAAAUGUGUGCCGAGGCGAACCCUCCUGGGGUCACUGGGAACGUGUGUGUAUAUGUGUGGGGUGUGCACUUCUCUCUCCCAAUGUCCAUGCAGCACCCCCACCCCCGGCCCAGGGGGCCCUAAACCCAGGAAUCCUUCUCAGUGUUGGUACUGAGCAUGUCCCUAUUUGGGGGCCCUACUCUCCCGCCCCCUGAACCUGGAGACAAAGAGACCAAGGAAGGUACCAGGGGCUCCCCCAUCUCCCUUGCACACGCUUGCAUACUGCACUAGGGCAGAAGCACACAGGCAAGGACGGACCUGCAGGCAGAGCCCCUUUCAGAUGCGUUCUCACUGGGAGCAGCACACUCAGGUGGGCACACAAAGGGGCAGGUAUGCACACACCCCUAAGGACAGGUUUCCCAAAAGGCACAUGUCCCCUAAUCUUGCUUGUAUAUGCUGAGUACUAUUUCCUAGCCCACCUACCUAUCUGUACUUCCAGAUCUUUCCUUGGAUUUCACACCGGGUCCAGGGCCCGCUGCCUGUUACCAUGCCCUUCCUCUCCACCCUUCUCUCCCUUCCUCUGACUAGUCUUCAGGUCCGGCCCGGGGAAUUGAAAGAAUAAGUCAGAAUCUCAGCAAGGGUGUGUGUGUGGGGUUCCUAAAGCUAGUCAGCAGCGAGGAGGAGAGGGAAACCCCAGGCAGCCACCAGAAAUCUGACUCAGUACCUGUCAUUAAGUGGCUGUGGGUGCCAGCACCCAGGAUGCAAAGAGAAUGAGGCCCUGCCCUCAGGAGCACCCAAUCUAGUGCAGGAGCCAGACAUGUAAACAACUCAUUGGGGCGACAGUGCAAGCAGCAUGUGCUAAGUGCUUAGCAGGCCCUGGUACCAAAAUCGUUUUCUCUUGACAAAUGGCUAGGCUGCAAACAUCUUCCUCUCAACCCCCUACCCCCAUCCCACAUCCCUUCUCCCCAGCCACAUGCCUCUGCCCUUCUGGAUAUUUCUUCCUGGAUGGCCUUCUGCCCAGGGACACAAGGCCCCUGCCUCUCAUCUUAGAACACGGGAAGGAUGUUAGGGUGCAGGAGUGAGACUCGCAGGGGACCUGGGGUCCAGAACGUGCAGAAAGAGACAAGUCUUGGGGUUUCCUGGGAGGUAUGAGGCUGUCUGUGCGGGGCAGGGAGGUGGAUGGGUCAGAGGAAGUUGUUCCUCCUGGUUCUGGAAGAAGGGAGGGCCCUAUCUGUUAAGUGGGAAGGUGAUGUCAUUGGGUCUCUCCACCCUUCCUGGAAUACUUGGAAGGGGUCCGGGCUGGGGACCUGCCUUCGCUGAUGCCUGUCUGUCCUCCCUGUCUUCCCUGUCCACACCUCCUCUCUCAUUGCCAUCUUUGUGUCUGUCUUUGGACCCUGUUUCUCUGUGUGCCAUCCUAUCCAUCUGUGUCUUCUCUGCCACCGGGGCCUCCUCCCUCCAUCUCUGGCUCUGAUCCCUCUGCCUCUUGGGGUGUCUCUCUGCACUUCCCUGUACUGGAUUCCAUUCCCCUUUCUUGUCCCCAUGGCUCACUCUGGGUCACUUCUGUGUGUAUCUCUGGUUCUGGGAUCCCAUCUCGGUCUGACCUUUUCUCUGCACAUCCUGUCUGUCUCUGCCUGUCAUCUCUGGUGCCGGCCUCUGCCCCUCCACCCCUGCAUCCAACUCUGUGCUGGGUCCUGCCACUCUGUCUUACUCUCCACUCAUCCCGGCCCCUUUCCCUGCCCAUCUGAGCAGCAGCGUCCCAUCCAGCCCUCUUUCACCAAGUCCCUCUGCCGUGAGUCCCACUGGAAGUGCCUGCUGCUCUCGCUGCUCAUGUACGGCUGCCUGGGGGCCGUGGCCUGGUGCCACGUCACCACAGUGACCCGCCUCACCUUCAGCAGCGCCUACCAGGGCAACAGCCUCAUGUACCACGACAGCCCUUGCUCCAACGGUUAUGUCUACAUACCCCUGGCCUUCCUGCUCAUGCUGUACGCCGUCUACCUGGUGGAGUGCUGGCAUUGCCAAGCCCGCCAUGAGCUGCAGCACCGUGUGGAUGUAAGCAGUGUGCGGGAGCGCGUGGGCCGCAUGCAGCAGGCCACGCCCUGUAUCUGGUGGAAGGCCAUCAGCUACCACUAUGUCCGCCGCACCCGCCAGGUCACCCGAUACCGCAACGGAGAUGCCUACACCACCACCCAGGUCUACCAUGAGCGCGUCAAUACGCACGUGGCCGAGGCCGAGUUCGACUACGCGCGCUGCGGCGUCCGCGACGUGUCCAAGGCGCUGGUGGGGCUAGAGGGCGCGCCGGCCACGAGGCUGCGCUUCACCAAGUGCUUCAGCUUCGCCAGCGUGGAGGCCGAGAACGCGUACCUGUGCCAGCGCGCGCGCUUCUUCGCCGAGAACGAGGGCCUGGACGACUAUAUGGAGGCGCGCGAGGGCAUGCACCUCAAGAACGUGGACUUCCGCGAGUUCAUGGUGGCCUUCCCCGACCCGGCCAGGCCGCCCUGGUACGCCUGCUCGUCCGCCUUCUGGGCCGCGGCUCUGCUCACGCUGUCGUGGCCGCUGCGCGUGCUGGCCGAGUACCGCACGGCCUACGCGCACUACCACGUGGAGAAGCUCUUCGGCCUGGAGGGCCCGGGCUCGGCCGGCGGCAGCGCGGGCGGUGGCUUUAGCCCCAGCGACGAGCUACUGCCCCCGCUGACGCACCGCCUGCCGCGGGUCAACACGGUGGACAGCACGGAGCUCGAAUGGCACAUCCGCUCCAACCAGCAGUUGGUGCCCAGCUAUUCCGAGGCGGUGCUCAUGGACCUGGCUGGACUGGGCGCGCGCUGCGCCGGGGGCGCGGCGGGCGGCUACACGCCCACGUGCCGCUACGGCGGGGUGGGCGGCCCGGGCGCGGCGGGCCUGGCCCCGUACCGGCGCAGCUGCGAGCACUGCCAGCGCGCCGUCAGCAGCUCGUCUAUUUUCUCGCGCAGCGCCCUGAGCAUCUGUGCCAGCCCGCGGGCCGGCCCGGGGCCGGGCGGCGGGGCGGGCUGCGGGGGCAGCCGCUUCUCGCUCGGCCGCCUCUAUGGCUCCCGGCGCAGCUGCCUGUGGCGCAGCCGGAGCGGGAGUGUUAACGAGGCGAGCUGCCCCACCGAGCAGACGCGGCUGUCGAGCCAGGCCAGCAUGGGGGACGACGAGGACGACGAGGACGACGAGGAGGCCGGACCGCCGCCUCCCUACCACGACGCCCUCUACUUCCCGGUGCUCAUCGUGCACCGGCAGGAGGGGUGUUUGGGCCACAGUCACCGGCCGCUGCACCGCCACGGCUCCUGCGUAGAGACCUCACUGUGACCCCGGGCCCCUGGACCCGCCCGCCGGCCUCCUCCCUGCCCCUCGCCGGACUGGGCUCCCUGCGUGUAGCAGAGGUAGUCACGAUGGUGGUGGCCGAGGCUGUGCUGGGCACGGCGUGGGUAGGGUGGGGGGAGGCAAGGGGUCGCGGGACAUACGCCAAAGCGGCCGAUCCCUGUCACCCUUCCCGCCUUCCCUGUACAUAGACAGAUGGGAGGAGGGGGUGAGAGAAUCCCACCCGGGCAGAGUCAUCUCUUCCAGCCCCGCCCCUGAGCUCCUAGGGGGACACCUCCCCUUUCUACAUGCACACCCGAGAUUUCCCGUCCCGUCUUUCAACGGAUCUUCUGACUGUUACGUGGCAACUGUGCCGCGGGACCGGCGUUGGGUCCAGUCUCAAGGGAGAGGCCCUCGCUGUACAGCAGCUGGGGAGGUUGAGGCCGGGGGAAGGGCAACUGGGGCUUUCCUUCCUUGGUAGCCUGGCCCCUCUGGGACCUCUCUCUACUGAGGGGGCAGCGGUUAGCAGGGCUGGCUUCCAACAAGCUAAUGAAUUCAGUGGGUCUGAGGCCAGGGCCAGGCGUCAGCCGCCACACUCCAUCUCAAAGCAGUGGAAAUGCUGCUCUCCUCUUCUUGGCGCUGGCCCCGAAGAGGAUCGGGGUUUCCUUUCUGCCGCUCCCUCCACUGUUGUUUAUCUCACUGGGCCCAGGGAGGCUGGGUCCCUGUAGGGACUGUGCUCACCACGAAGACGUCACUCCCCUCCCUCCCCUCCUGCUCCCCGGCUCUAAGAGAUGUUGCCAGGGGCGAGAGGGGAGGCACACUGUGGAAGGCAGUACACCUCAGUCCUUCCUCCACACUGCAGCCUCCUCACCUGGGUUCUGAGAGGGCACUCCCUUCAGAGAGAGUGAGAUACAGCCCCGGCAGGCUGCAUUCCUUCAAGCUGGCCAAGGUGAAUGAGUAAGUGGGAGACAAACUUGGGUGACAACAGGGAACUCUGGAAGUAGGUGGGAGUCAAAGAGGAGGGGGCAGUGAAAAGACUCCCGAAGGCAGGGGUGUCAUGGGGCCUGACCUUGCCUCCCCCAUACUUGUGGGGAGAAGUGGAGAGUGGCUGACCCCAUACAGAUCCUUUGCAGGGCUGAGGACCUUGUCACGAGCCCCAGCUGGAGAAAGACUCAAUUCCAGUGGCAGGGUCAGAGGCAGGAAUUCUCGAAAUCUUGCCCGACCCCCUUGUCCUCCCCUAGCCCAUGAACUGAAGCCCUGCUGUGUGUCCCAGGGUCUUCAAAGGGGCGUACUGCCACCACCCCAGGGUGCUGGCCCCACGUGCUGUCCUUCCACCACUCCUACCCUGAUGUGCUUCCGCGUGCAUGUCUGUGUACGAUCCCCCUGGACUCCAACUCCCCUGGCUAAAGUUUUUCCAGCCAACUUAGCAUCCAGGGAUUGAGUUUGCAUUUCCAGCUGGAGAGGAUAACCCUCUGGCCUCAACAUUGCUUGCCCCAUGCUUCUCACUUUGCCUGAACCAUCAAAACUGCUCCUUCCCCACCUCAGCCUGUCCCCUCUUCCUCCAGCAUAGCCGGGCCAGCACCCCCAAGGGCGUGGCCUCCACCUAUGCAACAUCUCCUCUGGCCCCCUUUCCCUCCUUUCCUGGGGGACUUGGAGGGCACAGAUUGUGGGGACACCACGGCCCGUGACCCAUCAGGGCUGAGGUUAACUUUGAUGAGGAGAUGGCUGAGUGGGAAGGGAGAGGAGGCUGGACAAGGGGAGGCCUGGGCAGAGGGAGACAGCUGCCCAUUAGGUUUCCCUGGGCAGCAGUGCCCAUCUGCCUGCCAGCACUGGACUCUCAGGGGGCCUGGCGGUUGGAGCAACCCCUCUUUCCUCUGAACCGACAUCUGUGAGGGACAGGUGGCGAGCUGUGGCCUCGGGCCCCAGUUCCUGGCCAGCUGGCACCUGAAUGUCACACUCUUGUGUGGGGCAGCCUGACCAGACCACCUCACAGCUUCAAGGGGGGGAGAAACUCCGCCCCUCCUGCCUCAGGCCUGUUCCUGAGACAGAGCCAGAGCUGGGAGGAGGGGACCGGGAGGGGCUGUUAUUAUUUUUGCCUGUACUGACCAUUUCUGCCUAGUGUUCUCACACAGACAGCCUCACUUCCCACACACGCACAGACUUAGAGAGAAACCAAUUCUUUGGUCUAUUUUCUUGGUAGCUUUAUUGAUUGCCAGGGAAAACGAAAACCAGAAAAUUAAUUAAUCUCUAAAAUUAAACUUUACACUGAAUGUUCUUGUUUCUCUAAUUAGAACCUCUGCUAGCAGCUGUGGCUAUGUACACUCACACACUCACAAACACCCUCACACCUACAUGUUUGCACUCUGGAACUGUCAGAGGGUGUCAGGCACAGACAGACUCUAGGUUGCCCGGUCAGGCACACACGUGCAGUCACUCCCAAGCCCCCUCUGGUGCUCUGCUCAGCGCCUGCUUGUUGGAAGGAGUCCCUAGAAAGUGGGCACCCCGAGGCUGUGGUGGUGGCAGCCCAUGACCCACCCUUUGGAAACAUGAGGCUGGAGGUUCUGAGCCCCUCUGCCUGGGGAGGAUGGGGGAUGGGGUUCAGCCUGAAUCCAUCCUCAGUUCCUCUGUUGGCCCCAUAGGUAGAUGUGAUUCCUGUGGGUGUGGCCCCAGGGUAGGCAGCCACAGAGUGCCUGGGACUCAUGGAGGGCACCAGGAAGGUUCCAUGUGUCCUGGGGACAAGGGCUUGUGGGUGGGCUGGGCCUGGCUGAGGAGAAGACAGGUCUCUGUCAACUGGGUGCAUCACACUGUGGCCUUUCUGUCGUGGAUUUCCAAGCGCAAAGAUUGUAUAAAUCAAACUGGUGGAUAAUAAAGUUGCGGAUGACUCACUGA
This is a messenger RNA of Camelus dromedarius (Arabian camel), 6395 nucleotides long. RefSeq names its product transmembrane protein 151B (gene TMEM151B). Bases 1731 to 3515 code for a protein of 594 amino acids. The record is from RefSeq and is a predicted model, not a curated record. The transcript has 2 exons. NCBI's taxonomy places the organism in Eukaryota, Metazoa, Chordata, Mammalia, Artiodactyla, Camelidae.